Molecule: messenger RNA, 837 nt
Organism: Suillus subaureus
Lineage: Eukaryota; Fungi; Basidiomycota; Agaricomycetes; Boletales; Suillaceae
Exons: 5
Coding region: 1-837 (278 amino acids)
Source: RefSeq, a predicted model, not a curated record
AUGUCCAAACCCAUCCUCUACAUAUUCGGUCCUUCCGUCUGGGCUGCCGUCCCAGAGCUUGCCUUGAUCGAGUUGGGAUAUGCUAGCGAUGAUAUCGAGAAGAAGGUCGUAAACCUUGUGGAGGGCGAGAACUUCGCUCCUGCGUUCCUGAAGAUCAAUCCCAAAGGGACAUUACCAACCCUUGAAGCCGGAGGGAAGGCAUACAACAGUGCUGCUGAGGUGACAUCGUACCUUGUGGCCCAUGCUAGUAACCGUGUCGCUGUUACCCCCGGAACUGACUUCAUCAGCAAAAUUCAUGAAGAGCAGUACGACCCAAACUUUCCCAUGCUGUCAGCUCGUGACGAGGACGAACUACGAAGUAAAGCGUCUGGAUUUUCUAUGAUGUUCAUACAAAACCGUCAGAACGCAUUGGCAAAGCACUCAGGAGCCUCCCAGAGCACUAACCACCGAGAGUUUUAUGACGCAAAGAUCGCUGAGAACGGCAGGGUUCUGUCGAUCUACCAAGCCAAGGCACCAGAGAACGUCAAGAACAGCUUCUUCGAGUAUUCUAGGGCCCACUGGGAUACCUUGAAGACCUUCAUUCUGGAAGAACUCCCUAGCAUCCUCCCGGAGAGCGGUUUCCUUGGAGGUGACAAACCUGGUGAAGAUGACUUCCAUCUUGCAGCCUGGCUGGCGCGCAUUGUCUUCGUUGCUGGUGGAGGAGACCCGGGGAAAGAUGGUGUGCGUGCCAUUGAGAAGGAGCUGGGUAAGCCAACUCCUGAAAAAGUCGAGUCAUACUGGACAGCAUGGAGUGGGCGGAAGAGUUGGCAGGAGGUGUACGCCAAUGGACUACAUUAA